Molecule: messenger RNA, 549 nt
Organism: Diutina rugosa
Lineage: Eukaryota; Fungi; Ascomycota; Pichiomycetes; Serinales; Debaryomycetaceae
Exons: 1
Coding region: 1-549 (182 amino acids)
Source: RefSeq, a predicted model, not a curated record
AUGAAGAUCCUCGAUAAGGAAGAAAGGGAGGCUCACAUCCAACACAUCACUGCUGAAGGAGCCAAAGGUUUGGUCUACGGGGCCAUCGUGCUGGCGGGGAUCUUCACUUACGCCAAAUAUAAAUACCCCGCCAAGUUUAGAUCGUGGAACGCUCUGAUCAAAACGGCGUUGGUGAUCAUUCCCACUAUUGGCAUUGCUGCGUUCUGGGCUGAUCAGGGGCUGUGGGAGUUCGAUAAACGGAUGCACCAUCGGGGCGAAGAACGGCAACGAACUCUCGACGAGUACCGCAGAUGGAACCGCAUUGGUCCUGUGGAGAAAGUGAUGUCGCUGAUUGAUGACCAUUCGGUACAAGUGUUUGUGGGUGCAUUGGCGUUGGGGGCGUUCGCUUGGAAAAAUACUAAGGGGGCUCGCUUAAAUAGUGUACCUCCGAAAGUGUGGGCUCAGGGAGCUGUUGCUGCUCUAGGUUUGGGCGGUUUGCUUCUAGGCAAUCAUAAAUUGGUCCAACAAAAACGGCAACACGAAAAGUCAAUUGAGGUGACCACUAAGUGA